CGUCACCUGCUUCUCGAGUGUUCUUCCUGCCAAAGACAGCACAUUGUGGUGGCAAAGGGUGUGGACGAGAGCUCAGGCCAGAGGUCUCCCGUGAUGGCCGGUGGACUGUUCGCCGUGGACCGGAAGUGGUUCUGGGAGUUGGGCGGGUACGACCCAGGCCUGGAGAUCUGGGGAGGGGAGCAGUACGAGAUCUCGUUCAAGGUGUGGAUGUGUGGGGGCCGCAUGGAGGACAUCCCCUGCUCCAGGGUGGGCCACAUCUACAGGAAGUACGUGCCCUACAAGGUCCCCGCCGGAGUCAGCCUGGCCCGGAACCUCAAGCGAGUGGCAGAGGUGUGGAUGGACGAGUAUGCCGAGUACAUCUACCAGCGCCGGCCGGAGUACCGCCACCUCUCGGCCGGGGACGUGGCCGCCCAGAAGAGGCUGCGCAGUUCCCUCAAUUGCAAGAGCUUCCGGUGGUUCAUGACCCAGAUCGCCUGGGACCUGCCCAAGUUCUACCCGCCUGUGGAGCCCCCAGCCGCCGCGUGGGGGGAGAUCCGCAAUGUGGGCACGGGGCUGUGUGCGGACACGAAGCACGGGGCCUUGGGCUCCCCGCUGAGGCUGGAGGGCUGUGUCCGGGGCCGCGGGGAGGCCGCCUGGAACAGCAUGCAGGUGUUCACCUUCACCUGGAGAGAGGACAUCCGGCCUGGGGACCCCCAGCACACCAAGAAGUUCUGCUUCGACGCCGUCUCCCACACCAGCCCGGUCACGCUCUAUGACUGCCACAGCAUGAAGGGAAACCAGCUAUGGAAGUACCGCCAAGACAAGACCCUGUUCCACCCGGUCAGCGGCAGCUGCAUGGACUGCAGUGAGAGUGACCAUAGGGUCUUCAUGAACACCUGCAACCCCUCUUCUCCCACCCAGCAGUGGCUGUUCGAACACACCAACUCAACAGUCUUGGAGAAUUUUAAUAGAAACUGAGCCCUCCUGUCCCCUUGGCAGGCCCAGCGGGGUCUCCUCUGAAAUCGCUGCAGCCUCCUCUCCCAAGGGAGGCAGGCUUCCGUGGGCACCGUGGGUAAAAGGUGCCAGCCAAAUGGUGCAGGGAGGAGAGGGCCCCUGA
Molecule: messenger RNA, 1096 nt
Organism: Carlito syrichta (Philippine tarsier)
Lineage: Eukaryota; Metazoa; Chordata; Mammalia; Primates; Tarsiidae
Product: polypeptide N-acetylgalactosaminyltransferase 10-like
Exons: 7
Cellular component (GO): Golgi apparatus
Source: RefSeq, a predicted model, not a curated record